UUUGGGAAUUUCUCUUCCUCUUUCGUACUCGAAACCCUAACCCUAGGUUAAGCAGAGGUCUGCGCCUCUCCGUCGUCCUGAUUCAUUCUCAGGCACCACUUUUUAUCGCAUCUUUAUAAGAACCCCAAUUUCCCUUGCCUUUAGUGGGAUUCGUCUUUUGUUUUACGGGUAAAUCUUCGAUUCAAUCUCAGAUUCGAAUUAUGUCUCGGUGCUUUCCGUACGCACCACCGGGGUAUGCUUUGAGCAGCGCCAGAAAUGAUGCCUUGAUUGAAUCGAUUAAGCUCCAAAAGCCUAAGGUUCAAGCUGAGGAACAGAGGAAGAAGGAGAAGAAAAGGGAAAAGAAAGAGAAGAAAAAAGACAAGAAAGAAAAGAAAGACAAGAGAAGUCAGAAUCAGGGCAAUUCUGAUAGUGUCUAUGGUAAUUUUGGUGAAAAAUUCAGUACAGAUGGUAAAGAAGGAAAAGAUGAUUCUGUACAAUUGGAACGUAGCAGUCUUACUGAGGAGCAUGCAGAACCUGUUUAUUUGCGUGGUCCAAGCUCGUCCUCUGAUAGCACUGAGAAUAGUAACAAGAGGAAGAGGCUGCCUUCCCCUGUUGAUGUUAGCCGUGGCCACGGUAAGAUUAUCCGGAUAAGGCUGUCUACAAAGAAGCAAUCCCAAUCUGAUUCUUCAACAAUCGAAGAGCUGAAACAUUGCUCUACAUCUAGUAGGAUACAAGCCCCUCCCCAAAAAAAAAAUGAUGCUUCUCUGGGACAGAGAAGUGCAGGCUUUUGUUCCACAUCGGGGUCAAUCAGCAAUGUUAAGCAAUGCCUUGUUCUCAAGACUGGUGGAGAGCGGAUUCAUGUUGCCUCCAACCAUAAAACAGUGCUUCCCCUGAAUCCGUCCCCCUUUGAAACCAAAGCUUUUUCUGCAGCCCCUAAGCAGAUCAAGAAUGUCGUGGAAUCUAAAGUGCUGCCUGCAGCCUCUAAUCCUAUCAUGGCUGAUUCUCCCUUUGGAACUAAAGCUUUGCCUGUAGCAAAUACAGUUUCGACUGCAAUGCAUAAAGAGGGACUACUCUACCAGAAUCUAAUGGAGAACUGGGUUCCACCCCAAAUGUGCGGCAGUGGUGAUGAUAAUCGGGAUGAAGAUUGGCUCUUUGGUAGCAAGACUAAAUUGGAAGUAUCUGAAAAGAAACUGGUCUGCAGAGAGGAUAGCAUACCGUGCUCCAACACUUCAUCGCGGUGGCCAUGUGCACAAUACAUACCGGAGGUUGACUUGUUUGCCCUGCCGUUCACGGUUCCUUUUUGAUUUUUAGUGAUGCAGAUAAAAUAGAUCAAAUUAUUUUCUUUUGCCCGAGGAUUUUUGUAGUGGUUUCUCUUUGGGCAAAUUGGAGACAACGAUGUAUUGUUGCCACAUUGAGAAUUUGCAACUGUAUAUAAAAUACUACUUUAUA
Molecule: messenger RNA, 1428 nt
Organism: Salvia splendens (bonfire salvia)
Lineage: Eukaryota; Viridiplantae; Streptophyta; Magnoliopsida; Lamiales; Lamiaceae
Exons: 3
Coding region: 201-1283 (360 amino acids)
Source: RefSeq, a predicted model, not a curated record